AUGGCUGCUCUUUCUUCCACCUCCAACCCGGACGACCCCACCGCGAAGCAGACGGCAGAGGACGAGCAUCUGCUCGACGUCUCUGCGUUGAAGGAGCUGAGCAGGAAAUCCCUCAUCGACGCGCUGAAUGCGGUCAAUGGUGCCAAAACACUCGUCCUAGAUCCCACACUCGCUGGCCCGCUGGGUCUCGUUACGGAAGUUGCGCUGCUCAAGCACCAUGGUGUCGACAAGAUGUUCUGGCUGGAGCCAGGGCCUCUGUCUGCGACGACCACGAACAUCGUGUACCUGUGUCGACCACUGGUCAAAUGGGUCAAGAUUUUAGCAGACCAGCUCAAGCGGCACUCAAGGGAAGCCCAGAAGCACACUUAUACCAUCCUGCUGGUGCCUCGGAUGUCUACCCUUGUUUCUCGAAUAUUGGAGGAGGAAGGCGUCCUCGGGGACGUAACAGUAUCGUCCUAUAAUCUCCAAUUCAUCCCCCUGGCUGAGGACGUGAUUUCGCUGGAAUGUGACAACGCAUUCAAGGAACUCUGGGUUGAUGGAGACGAGACGGUGAUCUACAACUCGAUGCAAGCGCUCAUCACUCUCCAGAAACUGUAUGGCCUGUUUCCCCGGGUAGUAGGGAAAGGUGAUUACGCCGGUCGUCUAGCGAAACUCCUAACCCGCCAUAUCGUCGACAUUUCCUCAGGCGGCGGGCCCGCAGCACAGUCGGACAGGAUGGAUUCGCUCAUCAUCGUCGACCGAGGAGCCGACAUGAUCACGCCGCUGCUGACCCAGCUCACCUACGAAGGGCUGAUCGACGAGUUGAUCGGUAUAAAGAAUUCGCAUGUUGAACUUCCCGCGUCGCUUCUUACGCCCCCUUCGGCCCCCAAUCCGGUGGAACCUAGCGCAUCUACGAGUACCCAAGCCUCGACUCCGUCUGCGCCCUCGCUGCUGAAAGAGAAGAAGAAGAAGCACCAUCUCACGACUUCCACCGACCCGCUGCUCGCUGAGCUGAUGGAUCUCAACUUCUCCUCGGUGGGCAGGAAGCUUAAUCAAGUUGCACACAGACUUGACGAGGACUACAAGCUCAGGCAUCAGGCGAAAACGGUAGCGCAGUUGCGAGACUUCGUGGGUAAAUUGGGCGGAUUGCAAUCCGAGCACCAGUCGCUGAGACUUCAUACCGGUUUGUCGGAGAUGCUCGUCCCUCUGACUCGAACCGACCAGUUCAACAAGUCGCUGGAGAUACAACAGAACCUCCUGGCGUCCUACGACGUAUCAGCACAGAUCAGUGCAAUUGAGGAUAUGAUCGCUCAAGGUGCUGACAUGCAGCUUGUCCUGCGUCUGCUUUGUCUGGCCAGCAUCAUCAAUGGAGGCAUCAAGAGCAAGACUCUGGAGAACCUCAAGCGGGAAAUCCUGCAGGCGUACGGUUACGAAUACCUGCCUCUCCUUCUCUCCUUGUCGGCGCCAUCGUUAGCAAUAUUGCUGCCCCACCCGCUGCCAGCUUCCACCCCACCAUCUGUGCUAGCCUCAAAGUACCCGUACACGUCCCUCAGGAAGCCGCUCCGCCUCUUGAUCGAAGACCCGGACAGCGUAGACGAUCUCGAGAACGACAUCAGCUACGUCUACUCCGGGUAUGCGCCCGUCAGCGUCCGCCUCGUGCAGUGCGUCGCGCAGAAGGGCGGUGUCCUCAGCAACCCUGCUACGGAGAAAGAGAAGAAGGCAAAGGAUGAUCCCGACGGGAGGAAGGGGAAGGGCCCGUCUCUGGGCAAGGUACAGGCGCACCCCAUCGUCGGGUGGAAAGGCUUCGAGGACGUCGUCGGGAGCAUUCCUGGAGACACGGUAGAUAUCGUGCAGAAGGUCCCUGGAGGGCCAGAUAGCGUUAACACGGCAGUUGCCUCAUUGAUGGCUCCGAGGGAGCAGUCGGCAACGACGGUCGUAUUCUUCCUGGGCGGGUGUACGUACACCGAGAUCGCUGCCCUCCGAUGGGUGGGCCGGCAGAGUCGAGGCCGCAAGUUCUUGAUUGCUACGACGGGGAUCAUCAGCGGGGCGAGCCUGAUCGACAGCGUCGCGGGCAUCGAGCGCACAGCAGGCGGGUCGAAGGAUGCUGCACUGUAA
Sparassis crispa is the source of this 2094-nucleotide messenger RNA. Its product is annotated as Vacuolar protein sorting-associated protein. Lineage: Eukaryota; Fungi; Basidiomycota; Agaricomycetes; Polyporales; Sparassidaceae. Gene Ontology annotation, biological process: intracellular protein transport; vesicle-mediated transport. Bases 1 to 2094 code for a protein of 697 amino acids. The record is from RefSeq and is a predicted model, not a curated record. Gene Ontology annotation, cellular component: CORVET complex; fungal-type vacuole. The transcript is spliced from 13 exons.